AUACAUGGUCCUUCGACCUUCUUUCCCCUGUCUUAUUAUUAUUAUUUUUUAAAAUCUCAUUUGCUCUUUCAUUGCGAUUUUAGAGAGUUUUGGUUAAGAGGGGGUUGACAUGGAAGAACGUUAUGAGCCAUUAGAGGAACUUUAUUAUUUUUUGAAUCAGCAAGUGAAGGAAUCUGGUAUUGCUAGGUUGGCUAAAGACAAAAAUACUGGCGAGCUUGUUGCUCUCAAAUACAUAGAGAGGGGCAAAAAGAUUGAUGAGAGUGUCCAGAGGGACAUAAUUAACCACAGAUCAUUAAGGCAUCCUAAUAUUAUCAGAUUCAAAGAGGUCUUGCUUACUCCUUCUCAUCUAGUCAUUGUCUUGGAGUAUGCUGCGGGUGGUGAACUCUUGAAGAGGAUACGCACCACUGGUCGAUUUAGUGAAGACGAGGCAAGAUGUUUAUUCCAACAGCUAAUAUCUGGUGUUAGCUACUGUCAUUCAAUGGAAAUUUGUCAUACAGGUCUGAAAUUGGAAAACACUCUAUUGGAUGGAAAUCCAUCCCCUCAGCUUAAAAUUUUCAAUUUUGAUUACUCCAAGUCAACAAUAUUGCACUCUCAACCAAAGGCAGCAGUUGGAUCUCCGUCAUACAUUACUCCUGAGGUUCUGUUACAAAAGGAGUACGACAGAAAGAUUGCAGAUAUGUGGUCCUGUGGUGUGACACUUUAUGUUAUGCUAGUUGGUGCAUAUCCAUUUGAAGAACCAGAAGAUCAUAGGAAUUUCAGAAAGACUAUUGGGAGAAUAAUAGGUGUUCAAUACUCCAUACCCGACGAUGUACAUAUUUCAGUCGAGUGUAGGAACCUUCUAUCUCGCAUCUUUGUUGCCGAUCCUGCCAAGAGGAUCACCAUCCCAGAGAUAAAACAGGACCCUUGGUUUUUGAAGAAUUUGCCUGAAGAGAUAAUUGAAGCUGAAAAAAAAGGUUAUGUGGAAACAAAGAUGGACCAACCAAGCCAAAAUGUAGAAGAAAUCAUGAGGAUCAUACAAGAAGCGAGGGUACAAGGAUCGAAAGCUGGCGAUGGUGGUGAAGCUGGCACCGGUUCCAUGAACGUCAGAAGAUGAGAUGACGAUGAAAUUGAUGUCAGGGAUGACUAUGAAAAUGUGUGAUUGAGGCCUUCAUUUGGUGAAUGGAUGGCAUUCUACCUUUUCUGUUGGCAUUGUAUUUGAAGUAAUUUUUAUCCAAAAAAAAAUAAAAAUAUAAGUGGUAACUAACUCAGUAAUCAGUAGUUCUAUCAUACUUAUAUA
This is a messenger RNA of Medicago truncatula (barrel medic), 1276 nucleotides long. RefSeq names its product serine/threonine-protein kinase SAPK3. The record is from RefSeq and is a predicted model, not a curated record. Gene Ontology annotation, biological process: protein phosphorylation. The coding region runs from base 110 to 1093 and encodes 327 amino acids. Gene Ontology annotation, molecular function: ATP binding; protein serine/threonine kinase activity. NCBI's taxonomy places the organism in Eukaryota, Viridiplantae, Streptophyta, Magnoliopsida, Fabales, Fabaceae. The transcript is spliced from 9 exons.